Molecule: messenger RNA, 2271 nt
Organism: Aspergillus versicolor CBS 583.65
Lineage: Eukaryota; Fungi; Ascomycota; Eurotiomycetes; Eurotiales; Aspergillaceae
Exons: 1
Coding region: 1-2271 (756 amino acids)
Biological process (GO): glucan catabolic process
Molecular function (GO): beta-glucosidase activity
Source: RefSeq, a predicted model, not a curated record
AUGAGGCUCCUCAAUGUAGCCCUCCUGGCUGCGGCCUUUACCACCGGAAUAGAAGCAGCAGGGAAUGCCUCAAGCUCCUCAUCUCUCCUCUCAUCCGGCAACCUAAACCUAGGCGCAUACCAAUCUGCCUACAAAAAGGCCAAAACUCUCGUGUCCAGCCUCAACACCACUGAAAAGAUCACCGUCAUAACCGGCGGCUCCAUCGAUGGCGUCUGGACAGCCCUGGAAAGCAAAGACGGCAUGAGCUCCGUCAACCAGCAAUACUACGUCUCCAGCUUCCCGCUCGGCAAUGCAUUGGCCAUGACAUGGAACAGCAGCCUGGCCUACGACCAGUUUCUGGCUACUGGAAAGGAGUUCUACGGGGUUGGUUAUAACCUCGUUAAUGGUCCUGUGUCUGGGCCCCUUGGUCGCACGCCUUGGGGUGGUAGAGGUGUUGAGUCUUUCUCCCCGGAUCCGUACUUGUCUGGUAUCUUUACCGGCGAGGCGAUUUCAGGACAGAAUGACGCGGGUGUUGUUUCCACAGGGCGACACUUCCUCUUGAAUGAACAGGAGACCAACCGGAUGGGGAUGGGCGAGAGCGAAUCCUACUCGGCGAAUGCAGGUGACAAGGCCAUACACGAGCUGUAUCUGUGGCCGUUUGCCGACGCAGUCAGAGCCGGGAUGGGAGCGCUCAUGUGCGGCAUGAACCGGGUGAACGGGACGUAUUCAUGCGAGAGCAGCGCCAUCCUCGACCGCAUGCUGAAGACCGAGUUGGGCUUUCCGGGUCUCGUGCUUGGGGAUGUCGGUGGUCAGAAAACAGCUUACAACUCUGCCAAUGCCGGCUUGGAUUACGGAUCGAGUCAGUACUGGUCUGACGAGGUGAUCACGGCCGGACUGCGCAAUGGAUCCCUGACUGAGGCUCGUCUGGAUGAUAUGGUUAUGCGCAACGUCAUCGGAUACUUCUAUGUAGGGCUCGAUGAUGGAAAGCAGCCCUCUGUCGCUGAUACUACCGAGGACCGACGCGUCCGGGGGGAUCACUCUAAGCUCAUCAGGAAAGUCGGUGCUGAAUCUCUGGCACUCUUGAAAAACACCCCCGACGCCAAUAGCGGUCUCCCACUGAGCGAAGGUGGCUCGGUAUCCAUCUUCGGCGCGCACGCAGGCUCAGCUCUCGCUGGUCCAAACCACGCAUUCAGCAUCAUGGGCUCCGAUGCGGAUACCUACCAGGGGCAUCUGACCAACCCAACCGGCUCAGGUGCAGGAUCAGCAGCCUACAUCAUCUCACCCCAGAUGGCUCUGACCAUGCGCCAGCGCGAGAGCGGCGGGAUGCUGUGGUGGAUCACAAACGACACAUACUCCGCCAGCACCAGCUCAGGCAUGGGUGGAGCUGGGCCCGUUGGCGGCGCUGGCUCAGGGACAUCAGAGAGCUACUCAUAUGCCAACUACGCCAGUAGUUCCGACGCAUGCCUCGUAUUCUUAAAUGCAUUCUCCGGAGAGGGUGCAGACCGCGGGGAGCUGUCCAACUCCGAGCAGGAUGCGAUGGUCCUCGAAGUCGCAGCAAACUGCAACAAUACCAUCGUGGUGAUCAACACCGUCGGGCCCCGACUGAUGGAGAAAUGGAUCGACAACGACAAUGUAACAGCGGUGCUCUACGGUGGACUACUCGGACAAGAAUCUGGCUUCGCCAUCACGGAUGUGCUAUACGGCGACGUCAACCCGAGUGGAAAGCUCACGCAUACAAUCGGCAAGAACGCGAGUGACUACCCGGCUUCGAUAUGCGAGACUACAAACUGCAAUUUCACUGAGGGUGUGUAUAUCGAUUACCGCUGGUUCGACGCGAGGAAUACCACGCCGAGAUAUCCCUUUGGACAUGGACUUUCGUAUACAACAUUCAGCUAUGGUGCUGUGCACGCGAGGAAAACGGAUGCAGCUGCUCUCUCUUCUAAGUAUCCGACGGGGUCUCUGGGCCUAGGUGGGUAUGAGGAUCUCUUUGACGAGGUGGUAGAGGUCACCACUACGCUCUCGAAUACCGGGGGCGUGGUCGGUGCUGAGGUCGCGCAGCUGUAUGUCACUUUUCCCGUUGAGGCGGCGCAGCCCGUUCGUGUUUUGCGUGGGUUUGAGAAGGUGCAGAUUCCUGUUGGUCAGGACGUCAAGGUAUCGUUCUCUCUGCGACGGAGGGAUCUCAGUUAUUGGGAUGUGAGAGCGCAGCAAUGGGCGGUUGCGCGGGGGGUGUAUAAGUUUUCGGUCGGUGCGAGUUCAGUGGAUAUUCGAGGCACAGCGACAGUUAAAAUUUGA